ACCAAAGACCCUCAGACCCGCUGGAUUGGACCGACUCUUUAAUUUUAAAAAGACACUGACACCAGUCUACUUUAAUUUUAACAGUAUAGACACCCCCCCCCCCCCCAUCCCCGCGCCGUUUUCAUCCGGAUCCGGUUUUAUUUCCACAUAUAUAUAUAUUUCGGUGACUUUUUUCUCCUAUUCCGGUUGGAUUUACAAAGGGCGUGUUUGGGCGAUCUGUACCGGGAGUUUCAUCUCCUGUACUUGUGCGACUCUGAGGAAUGACAGCAACUGGAAAGGGACUGCGAUCCGCCUGAAUGGAGACAAUGGAUUAUAAGGAGCUUGGAAAUCAUUUCGGGGAGAAGCUGACACUAACAGACAAAUCUCUGCCCCUGCAGCCAGAGUCUCAGUCCAUCCAGACUGGGGACAAGUCUUUGGGGAAAGACCUCAUGACACCAGACGACUCAGCCAUCACAGACCUCUCUCCUAAAACAGACUCCAGCACAAAAACCGAGACGCCCACCCAGACAGAUGACUCCUCCAAGGCAGAUGUCAGGCCAUCCACCCCGGGCACCGGCAGCAGCCCUCAGCCCAAGAAAGAUUCGAUGAGCUCAGAGCAACGACAGAAACUUGCCAAGGAGCGGAGGGAGGAGAGGGCCAGAUAUAUCGAACAGCAAACUCAGCUGCAAGCGGCGAAGAAAGCGCAGUGGCUGGAGAAGGAGGAGAAGGCCCGACGUCUGAGGGAGAGCCAGCUGGAGGAGCGCAGGAGGAAGCUGGAGGAGCAGCGACUGAAGGCUGAGAAACGCCGAGCUCUGCUGGAGGAGAAACAGAGACAGAAACUAGAAAAGAACAAGGAGAGAUAUGAGGCAGCUAUCAAGAGGUCAACAAAGAAGACGUGGGCCGAGAUCCGCCAGCAGAGGUGGUCCUGGGCGGGCGGACUCAACCAGACCUCCCGCAGAGAAAGCAGAUGCUCGGCCUCCACGGUCAACUUGCCGAGACAGGUGGACCCUGUCAUUAACAACAGGCUGUCCAAGUCCUCUGCCACGCUCUGGAACUCCCCCAACAGAACCCGCAGCCUGCGCCUGAGCCCGUGGGAGAGCCGGAUCGUGGAGAGGCUCAUGACACCGACGCUGUCCUUCCUGGCCCGCAGUCGCAGCGCCGCCACCCUCCUCAACAACAGUGACUCUCACUCUCACCACUGCUCCCGUUCAGCCUCUGCCAGCCCGCUGAACGCCUGCUCCCAUCACCACCCGCACCAGAACGCCGCCGAGCGCUGGAGGGUCUCCUCCGCCAGCACGCCGGACAUCACCCAGCGCCAGCGCCGACGAAACUCCACUCCGAUGGAUAAAAAGAAGAAGGAGAAGAAAGACAAGGAGAGGGAGAAUGAAAAAGAGAAGAGCGCUCUCACAAAAGAGAGAGUGCAGAAGAAGAGACAGACGACAUCACCUGCCACUACGACCACAAGAUCCAGGCCAGAGACCAGCACCCCGAGGCCCAAGAACAGACCUCCGUCACCUGCUGCCCCCAAAAGCCGGCCCCUGUCCCCCUUGGUGCCGGCCGCAGCAGCAGCAGCAGCAGCAGCAGCAACAGCCUCCAAGACCCCCAUGGGCAAGAAGACAUCUCCCCCUGGCACCAAGACCCGACCCAAACGGGCCCAGACGCCCGCCAGGGUACAGCCCCAGACGGUCACCGCGGUUGCCGUGGAAACAGGCCACGAACCCCAGCAGCCCGAUACCCCACAGGAGAAAAAGAGCUCCGGUAACGUUCCUGCCAUCGUGGUAUCCUCUGCACCGGUCACACCUCCUUCCAUCAGCCCUCCGGUUGUAUCCGCAGCUUCUCCUGCUGUGCCAAGCGUGGAGCCGGCCGCCUCGGCUGCUCCCCCUGCGGCAGCCGCCACCAGAAAUUCUGCUCCUCCCGCUGCGCCCGCCGCCGCCUCUGCCUCCACCCCAGCUGCACCGGCCAACAGGCCGUCAGCAGGCACCAACGACCCGGAGGAGGCCGUUCGAGUCCUGGCAGAGAAGCGCCGACAAGCCCGAGAGCAGCGCGAGAGAGAGGAGCAGGAGCGUCUGGAGCAGGAGCACAGGAACAGGAUCCUGCGGGAGGAGGCGAUGGCGCGCGAGGCCGAAGAGAGGAAGCGCAGAGAGGAGGAGGCUCGAUUCAUGGCUGAGCAGCAGCGCCUGCGAGACGAAACCCAGCGCGCUCAAGAGGAGAAGGAGGCGCAGGAGAGAGCCAAAGCCGAGCGGGAGGAGAACGACAGGGUGCAGAGACAGAGGGAGGAGGCCGAAGCCAAAGCCCGUGAGGAGGCCGAGCGUCAGCGCAUCGAGAGGGAGAAACACUUCCAGAAAGAGGAGCAGGAGCGACUGGAGAGGAAGAGGCGCCUUGAGGAGAUCAUGAAGAGGACUCGGAAAAGUGAUGCAGGAGAUAAGAAGGAUGUCAAAGCCUCUCCACAGGUCAACGGCAAGGACUCCGAGCUCAAUAAAGCUCCCGGAAGCCUGCAGAGUCCCAGCGCAGCAGCGGUCCUUAGCCCGUCUCAAGGUGUGUCCGGCCCUGUCGUGAACGGCGUCCAGGCCACCUCACACCAAAAUGGCGUCUCGGCCAACGGAGAGGCGGCGGACUUCGAGGAGAUCAUCCAGCUGAGCAACAGCAGUAACCCUGGUCAACAGCAGAGCGGGCUGGUCAGCGAGCCCAUCCUGGCGUUCGAGGGAGGAGAGCCCUUCCUGAUGAAAACAGGCCCAAUGAAGCCUCAGCAUGUCGCAGAGGUCCUGUGAGGCCCUGCGCAUCCCAUGGGCGACGCGCCUGAUGGUCUCUGCUUGAGCUAUGAGAUUCAUGCCACACCAUAGCGGCUUAUAAAAAUAGUGUGCCAAACAAACAAUGACCUGCGCUGAAUUCACAUCUACAGCACCUGCCGCAGAGGACAAAGAGGGGGGGGGGGGUAAAGCUCUGCCCGGAAGAAGAAUAGUAGUCAUCUGAAAUAUAUUUAAAAAAAAAAAAAAAAAAAAA
This is a messenger RNA of Xiphias gladius (swordfish), 2979 nucleotides long. RefSeq names its product MAP7 domain-containing protein 1-like. The coding region runs from base 297 to 2747 and encodes 816 amino acids. NCBI's taxonomy places the organism in Eukaryota, Metazoa, Chordata, Actinopteri, Istiophoriformes, Xiphiidae. The record is from RefSeq and is a predicted model, not a curated record. Gene Ontology annotation, cellular component: microtubule cytoskeleton. The transcript is spliced from 18 exons. Gene Ontology annotation, biological process: microtubule cytoskeleton organization.